Molecule: messenger RNA, 2138 nt
Organism: Aureobasidium pullulans EXF-150
Lineage: Eukaryota; Fungi; Ascomycota; Dothideomycetes; Dothideales; Saccotheciaceae
Exons: 1
Coding region: 113-1801 (562 amino acids)
Cellular component (GO): mitochondrion
Molecular function (GO): oxidoreductase activity; molybdenum ion binding
Source: RefSeq, a predicted model, not a curated record
UCCCACUUCUUUCAUUCCAGACCGAGCCGCACAAUCACAAAGGCUUGCAUGCAAUAGCGACCUGAAUCUGUGCUCAGUUGUUCCCCGCGCAUUCUUGCAUCUUGUUCAAAAGAUGAGCAACUGGAAAUUCCGCCUACAAUCUGCGUACGCUACUGUCACGAAGGGGUGCAGACAUGUCCCCCACAAACCUCGCGACCCACGGGGUAUAUCGCAUUCCCGGCUUUAUCAUGCUAAAACCUUCUUCACACCUCUUUCGCGCGCUCGAGCUCCGCAAAUCCUGGUGGCAUCUAGUGCGGCUGUAGCUGGUAUAGCAGCCCUCAUAUUAUCGGCUUCAUCGCAGAGAAAGGCUUUGGCGGAGUCCGAGCCUCCUCAAAGGCUUAUCAGACUGCACGAAAUACACCAACACAAUUCUACCUCAGACUCUUAUUGGGUAUAUCAUGGGACCAGUGUUUACGAUAUCACCGAAUGGGUUCCGAACCAUCCCGGGGGCGAGGUUAUCCUUAGAGCAGUUGGAGGCAACAUUGAAACGUACUGGAACAUCUUCACAAUACAUCAGAAGCAAGAGGUUUACGAUAUUCUCGAGCAGUAUCUCAUAGGACAAAUAGAUCCAAGGGAUCUCGUUGAAGGCAAGGCUCCUAUGGAUGAUGUUGACGAUCCUUUCAAGGCGGACCCACAGAGGUCGGACACACUGGUCGUCCGAAGUGAACGACCUUGCAAUGCAGAGACACCGGAAGACCAACUAGGAACGUUCAUCACACCAAGCAAUCAACACUACGUUCGCAAUCAUCUCUGGGUGCCGGAUGUGAAGGACGGUGACAAUCAUCGUCUGGUUGUUGAAUUGACUGAUGGAACUGAGAAGGAAUACAGCGUCGCAGAGAUACGCAACAACUUCAAGCAUCACACCAUCACAGCCACUUUGCAAUGCUCUGGCAAUCGACGAGCACACAUGACCGCCGAAGCGCGAGCAACCAGUGGUCUUCAAUGGGACAUUGGAGCCAUCAGUAACACACAAUGGACAGGCGUCAGACUGCGCGACAUCCUCCAUGAUGCCGGACUCUCCGUCGACAUGUUACCAGAAGACGCCAAACACGUACAGUUUGUUGGGGCUGAAGCCUACGGUGCCUCCGUACCCGCAAUCAAGGCCGUCGACAGGUACGGCGACGUUUUGCUCGUAUUCGAAAUGAAUGGCAAGCCCUUGAUGCGCGAUCAUGGGUUUCCACUCCGUCUGUUGUGCCCCGGCCACGUCGCUGCCCGCAGUGUAAAAUGGUUGAAUAGAAUCGUCGUCUCGGAUGAGGAAUCGUGGUCGCAAUGGCAGAGGCGGGACUACAAGUGCUUUGGGCCCAACGAAGGCAGCAAGGUGGACUGGGACGAGGCAACGAGUAUCCAGGAAACUCCUGUGCAGUCAGCCAUCACGUCCAUCACGAAUAUCUCCAAAAAUCGCCUGGCCAAUUCAGAGCUCGCCAAGGUCUAUGGAUUGGAAGAGGAUGCGGUCAAAGUCGCCGGCUAUGCCAUGUCCGGCGGCGGCAGGGACAUCGUCCGUGUCGACGUCAGUCCCGAUGAUGGCAAAACUUGGAGGCAAGCCUGUCUGAUCGACGAUGAGAGCAAAGGUAGCAAGGCCUGGUCAUGGAAGAGAUGGGAAAUUGCUUUUGCAAAGCACGACGUGGCCAAGCAUGUCGUUGUCAAAGCCAUUGACGAGUCGUACAAUUGUCAGCCAGAGUCUUAUGAAGCGACGUACAACUUUAAAGGUAAUCUGACUACAGGGUGGCAUCGAGUACGAGUAUCGGACGAUGGAGGAGUAUGAUGUCUUGACACCUUGUGGUACAGACCAGAAUCUGUGUGUGGGAGCGCGAUUGAUCAGACUUGGCCAAUUGAGCUUCAACUUCAACACCAGACCUCUCUUCCCCCUCGGUACCCAUGUCCUCGUCAACGUCGGUGCGAUCGUUAUCAUCGUGGGUCUUCCGUGGGGAGCUGAAGUUCUGUACUGAGCUUGCGAUGGAGCUUCUUGUCAAGACUGCUCGAGUGUGAUGAGUGGAAGUCAUAGUAUUUAUUUCCCUUCCUUGCUAAACAAUGGUUAUUUGCGAGAUUGUACAUGUGGGUGGACGAUCAUAAUCUCAAUGCUCUUCAUUCUUCAAUACCCG